ACUCCACUGCGCAUGCGUCUUCAUUCUAAAUCGCCGACAUGGAGCGUGAUGGAGACGACGACGCUCUGUACGAGCCAGAGCGCGACGACGUCGACGAGGAGGUAUCAAACGUACGCGAACACGCCACAGACCACAUGUGGCGCCUCUUCGAGACGUCUGCGGUCGCAAUCGCCCAACUCUACAAAGACCGCCAGCAGUUUACUCCGGCCAUCUCAUGGCAGUCAUUUCAAGAGAGUGCGCGUUCAGUCACCGCUCUUUAUCAGGACAGCGUUGAGUUGCAUCGUAAGGCGUUAGAGCUAGGCAUCCAGCUGGGCCAUCGGAAGAGAAACAAAGAGCUGGUCGCUUGGGCUAAGCGGAGGCGUCGGCAUGUGAAGAGGGACGAACUGUUGGCUGUGUUAGACGGGAGGCCGACACCCGUGUCGUCGGUGUCUCGUUUUGAUGCGCCCCUUGUGUCUACGGGGCCCAUUCAUUUACCAUCAGCUGAAGAUCCGGGACUUUUUAGCGUCAGCGAAUCAUUGAGUGUGACGUCGUUACCGGACGUGACUCAGUGUGUACCGCAGACUUCCUGUCCUGCGCAUUGCGUGUCUGUCCAGCCGUCGAGUCCUGCGACCGGUUCGCCACUGGGUGGAUACAAUAGACGUAAAGGGUUUGCACAGCAUUUUCCAUGUGAAACACCGAGUUUCAAUAUACGGGAUAGUUUGUCUCACGAGGCUGCUUUCGCUCGUGCUCUUCUCACAGGCAGAAAGCGACUGGCCGGUAGCGACGUGAGUAUGGACUAUUCAUCGCCAAAGAGAGGGAAGCUUGCAUAGCUAGUUUAGAGAUAUUGAACCGUAUGUUUGGGUUGAAAUGUAAUCUUAUAUAUCAUACAUAGUCGUGGUUUGAGAACAGAUAGUUGGUGUUUGUUCAUUUAUUGGAAUAACAAGACGAGACACGAGUUCUAGCAAAAUGUUGUUAAUAACAAUGAUAUGUUCAGAGAA
Messenger RNA from Corticium candelabrum, 977 nucleotides. RefSeq names its product HUWE1-associated protein modifying stress responses-like. The transcript has 3 exons. NCBI's taxonomy places the organism in Eukaryota, Metazoa, Porifera, Homoscleromorpha, Homosclerophorida, Plakinidae. The record is from RefSeq and is a predicted model, not a curated record. Bases 39 to 809 code for a protein of 256 amino acids.